AUUUCCAGACAGGCGGCCGAUGGGCAGCCUGCGGGGUUCGGGGGCGGGAGUGAAGGGGGUCCUUUGGGGAAGGACCCGCCCCUGGGUCAGGACUAGUCCCGGCACUUGAGGCUAAACCUUCCGUGUCGGCAGCUAGAGCUCGAGAGGACAGAGCUAAGAUUUCAGAAUGACUUCCCUGUUGACUUACACAUUUAAAAAUCUUCCCAAUACAUCAAAAUGGGCCGUCCAAUUUUUUGUGAGACCUCUGAGCUGUUCCUCCCAGCUGCGAGCUGCUCCAGCCGCCCAGACCAAAUCAAAGAAAACCUUAGCAAAACCCAACAUAAGGAAUGUCGUGGUGGUGGACGGUGUUCGCAUUCCGUUCUUGCAGUCUGGCACUUCGUAUAAGGACCUGAUGCCUCAUGAUUUGGCUAGAGCAGCACUUUCGGGUUUGCUGACUCGGACCAAUGUCCCAAAGGAUGUUGUUGAUUACAUCAUCUUUGGCACAGUUAUACAGGAAGUGAAAACUAGCAAUGUGGCUAGAGAGUUGUUUACCUGGUCUCACCCUUAUUUGUCGGAGGCUCACUCGGGGCUCAGGCAGUAUUGCACAGGUUCUUUCAUCAGCUUGACCUCCUGUGUAUUGGCUGCCCUCGGAGCUGGCUUCUCGGACAAGACCCCUGCUCACACUGUCACCAUGGCCUGCAUCUCUGCCAACCAAGCCAUGACCACAGGUAUUGGCUUGAUCGCUUCUGGGCAGUAUGAUGUGGUCGUGGCAGGUGGUGUAGAGUUAAUGUCUGACGUCCCUAUUCGUCAUUCAAGGAAAAUGAGGAAAAUGAUGCUUGAGCUCAAUAAGGCCAAGACUCUGGGUCAGCGACUGUCUUUAAUUUCAAAAUUCAGAUUGAAUUUCCUAUCACCUGAGCUCCCCGCAGUGGCUGAGUUCUCCACCAGUGAGACCAUGGGUCACUCUGCGGACCGGCUGGCCGCUGCCUUCGCUGUCUCUCGACUGGACCAGGAUGAGUAUGCGCUGCGUUCGCACAGCCUGGCCAAGAAGGCGCAGGAUGAAGGCCUGCUGUCUGAUGUUGUACCCUUCAAAGUGCCAGGAAGAGAAACAGUUACCAAAGAUAAUGGCAUUCGUCCUUCCUCUCUGGAGCAGAUGGCCAAACUAAAACCUGCAUUCAUCAAGCCCUAUGGCACAGUGACAGCUGCAAAUUCUUCUUUCCUGACUGAUGGUGCAUCUGCAAUGCUGAUUAUGGCAGAGGAAAAAGCUCUGGCCUUGGGUUAUAAGCCGAAGGCAUAUUUGAGGGAUUUCGUAUAUGUGUCUCAGGAUCCAAAAGAUCAACUUUUACUUGGACCAACAUAUGCUACUCCAAAAGUUCUGGAAAAGGCAGGAUUGACUAUGAAUGAUAUUGAUGCUUUUGAAUUUCAUGAGGCAUUCUCAGGACAGAUUUUGGCUAAUUUUAAAGCCAUGGAUUCUGAUUGGUUUGCACAAAACUACAUGGGUAGAAAAACCAAGGUUGGGUCACCUCCCCUGGAGAAGUUUAACAACUGGGGUGGAUCGCUGUCCCUGGGACACCCAUUUGGAGCCACUGGCUGCCGGUUGGUCAUGGCGGCUGCCAACAGACUGCGGAAGGAUGGAGGCCAGUAUGGCUUAGUGGCUGCCUGUGCGGCUGGCGGGCAGGGCCAUGCUAUGAUUGUGGAAGCUUAUCCAAAAUAAUAGAUAAUGAAGAGGUGACCUGGAGUUUCCGUGCACACUCGCACUAGGCAAUGCCAUUCCAAUGCAUUACUAAAUGACAUCCAUAGUUCCUAGCUCCUCUUAGGAAAACACAGUCUGUGGCCUUCUGUUAAAUACUUCGCAAUGAAGCCUUGCUAGCACUCUGAGCUUUCCGGUAAUCAUGGCUUACUGCUCUUUCAGGGAUUUCUUAGUCACCAGAGUCACACAGUGAUAACGUUUAAGCAAUUGUUUUUCGUCUCUAUUUUCAUUAAAUACUAAGAGUGGUUGCAAUUUGGGAAAGAGGUUGGCUGAGAUUUGGAAUCAUCUUUGUAACAUUUGCAAAUUAUACUCUUUCCUGUUUGUGACCUAAAGAUGAGUGUUUUCUAUAAAUUACAAACCAAUGUGCCUAAAAAAAUUAUGGAAAGAUAAUUCCGAGUUAAAUGUUACUGACAACUUACAGUAAAUGUUUAGAUGUAUAAGUACCCUGUUAACCUUAAUAAACUGAGAAAAUAUUGAA
Molecule: messenger RNA, 2204 nt
Organism: Lutra lutra (Eurasian river otter)
Lineage: Eukaryota; Metazoa; Chordata; Mammalia; Carnivora; Mustelidae
Gene: HADHB
Product: hydroxyacyl-CoA dehydrogenase trifunctional multienzyme complex subunit beta
Exons: 17
Coding region: 167-1690 (507 amino acids)
Biological process (GO): fatty acid beta-oxidation
Molecular function (GO): acyltransferase activity, transferring groups other than amino-acyl groups
Source: RefSeq, a predicted model, not a curated record